Theileria orientalis strain Shintoku is the source of this 168-nucleotide messenger RNA. RefSeq lists its product as hypothetical. Lineage: Eukaryota; Apicomplexa; Aconoidasida; Piroplasmida; Theileriidae. The record is from RefSeq and is a predicted model, not a curated record. The transcript has 2 exons. The coding region runs from base 1 to 168 and encodes 55 amino acids.
AUGUCCCUAGCGUCAACGGGCUCGAAAAUCCCUAAAUUUUCAGGUAAAAAUAAGGAAAAAAGUAAAAAAUAUUUAAACUGUAUUCGGUUUGACUACAUGUGUAAGCAGUUUAUGUCCUUUAUCAAAAAUUCGAAAAAUGUGUGCCUGACUGUGCCACCACCUGUCUAA